AUGUCCCACGAGAAGCUAUUCUGCUCUCUUUUUAAGAGAUCGCAGCUAGCAUCGUCUCGCAAGCGCCAACACGACUCCAAACUACCUCUCAUGGACCUCUCGUCGCUCGAGGGUCCUCCCCUCGCUGAUCCGAGGGUCAAUGUCCCCGCUGAUUCUACAUUCCCUCGUAUCGAGGAAGAGCCCCCAACGCCGGAAACUCCGAGUCAUUAUCAUACUUAUUUCAACCUCUACACAAAGCCGUUACCCCCACGGCCUGCCUCGGCGGACCCUUUGGACUUGCGACAAUCACGGCACUCAAGAUCUGAUAUUCAUACUGCCGGGUCUUCCACCGAUCAAUUCCGGAGUGAUAGUGAUCUGCGGCGUGUGCCGGCGCAAAGAGGCAGGAGGAGUACUUCUAAUGAACUGCGGCCCGGCGAGGGCAUCACCGGGACAGAGCCCGUACGAGAAGCCCGUUCCCGCUCGCCCCCCGCGAAUCUGUAUCUAUAUGCUGAGUGCCGAGUGCCUAGACGGCCUCGAAGUGCGCCUCUUGUUUGGCUGGAGGAUGAGGAGCUGUGGGUGGUCACUGGGAGUUCUACAUCAUCACAACGUCCUCCGACCCGGCCUAGUCGGCCGGCUCGACUGGAAACACACAUGAGUGAGCCGCUCCGGCACAGUGAACCUCUUCUUGAUGAGGACUUGGACGUGGAUCACAGUGCACUCUCGCCUCCGCCGUCGUAUGAUAGCCAUGGCUUCAGUCAUACGCACGUGGUUCGACAGCAGCGUGGCGUCGAGUCCCGCUGGGGCGCCGUUGCGCGGCGUAUGCAUAAUUUGUCGAAUGGAUGA
Penicillium daleae is the source of this 822-nucleotide messenger RNA. RefSeq lists its product as uncharacterized. The record is from RefSeq and is a predicted model, not a curated record. The transcript has a single exon. NCBI's taxonomy places the organism in Eukaryota, Fungi, Ascomycota, Eurotiomycetes, Eurotiales, Aspergillaceae. The coding region runs from base 1 to 822 and encodes 273 amino acids.